AAGUUCGUGAUUACAUGAUAUAGCGAUUGGUUUAAAAUUUGUUACUAAUUCUUAUAAGUGGAUAUAAUAAAUUAUUGUUGUUAGAAACUAGGUCAGUUUUGUUUACAAAUAAAUGAUGGAGGAGAUGAAUGGAAAAGCGCAUACGGCUCAUAUGAUAGAGAGGGACCCCAAAAUGACCUUUUGGCUGUUUUUCAGCAUCACUGUUUGUGUGUUUGGAAACUCAUUUUUGUAUGGUUACAACAUUGGAGUUGUUAAUUCUCCGGGCCCUCUCUUAAAAGCUUUUUACUUCCAAAUCUACCUCGCUAGAGAUGGUAUUGAAACUGUUUAUAUACCAGAGUCCAAAAGUCUUCACUAUGUAGAGCUACCUGAGUCCAAACGGGCUGCCAUAUCAACAACAGCAGCAACAACAACAACAAAAACACUAUCUGUUGUUGUUAGUAACAGUUCGCAAGGACCAAACUACGCCGCCGGUAGUAAUGCAUCAACAACGCUGGCGCCGACAACAACUGCUCAUCCAAUGUUGGCGAAAUCUAAGAAAGAAAUCGAAGAAGACAAUUUCAUCGAGUUAAUGUGGUCUAUAACGGUCGCUUUGUUUGUAUUCUUUGGUAUGGUUGGUGCAUUCACUUCCGGUAGAGUCGCAGAUUAUUUUGGUCGAAAGAAGGGUAUGAUAAUCAUAACAGUUUUGAUGUUUGUUGCCGCCAUAUUCGGUGCAAUCUCCUCUGUAGCCAAAUCUCCAGAAUGUUUGAUGGUCUCGAGGGUCUUUGUUGGCCUUCAUAAUGGAAUAAGUGUCAGCUUAGCUUCACUCUACCUCGCCGAAAUCUCGCCAAAGAAAAUCAGAGGUGCAGUUGGUACAUGCCAUCAGUUAUUUAUUACAAUAGGGAUCCUGUGGUCCAUGAUUCUUGGUCUUCCUGAUCUCUCUGGUACCUGGGGUGCCUGGCCAGUAUUGUUUGGGUUUAACGCCCUACCAGCCCUUGUCUGUUUGUUAUUGUUCCCGUUAUGCCCGGAAAGCCCAAGAUACAUGUUGAUCAAGAAAAAUGAUGAAGAUGGCGCAAAGAAAGGACUUGUAAAACUACGAGGGUAUUCAGACGUUGAAGAUGAAUUAGAAGAAAUGAGAGUAGAAGCAAGAAAAGCAUCCACAGUUGAAAGUUUCUCACUGAAAAAGCUCUUGACUACACCAGAGCUAAAGCUACCUAUUAUUAUAGCUGUGGUCGUGCAAAUCGCCCAGCAGUGGUCUGGUAUUAAUGCUGCUAUGUCGUACUCCAGUUUCAUAUUCAAACAAGCUGAAGUACCGGAAGAUACUAUCCCAUAUGUGAUUGUAGGACAGGGUGCUAUUAACGUUCUUGCAACAAUUGUUUGUGUACCGUUGAUGGAGAAGUUAGGUCGGCGGCCACUAUUAAUAUUUCCAAUGUGUGGUAUGGUGCUGUCAUUCUUAGUUCUUACAAUCUCUCUCAACCUCCUCCAGUCCGGGAACUUUGAUGACCAGAAGUUUGCCCUUGCCAUGGUGUCUAUUACAGUCAUGAUGACAUAUGUCAUUGGUUUUGCAGUUGGAUUAGGUCCAAUUCCAUUUAUUGUUGUGUCUGAGAUUUUCCGCCAAGAGCCACGUGCAGCUGCCAUGAGUUUCUCCCUGGCAUUCAACUGGAUCUGUAACUUCAUUCUAAUGUUGACCUUCCGGUUCAUACAGAAAGGAAUAGGGGCGUAUACGUACCUUAUAUUUAUUGUCAUCCUAGUGGCGUCUAUCAUUUUUAUCGUCAUCUUUGUCCCAGAGACGAAAAACAAAACGUUUGACGAAGUUGCGCAAUCGAUCGCCUUCGGGAGGGCGAAAAAGGGCAGCGCGUUUGGGCAAGAUGCCGAAGAAAUGCAACCCAUGGGAGAGUCGCAGAAAGUUUAAUGAUAGCUUAUACAUAGGAGAAAAAUAUGUACUUUUCACAUGGUUUAGUAGUAAUAAUAUUUGUAUACAUGUUGGGUUAAGAUCACGUAAAAAUGUUGUUGAAUGUGUGCUUUUUAAAUUUCCUGCAAUUAUUUCAAAAUGGUUGUAUUCUAACAAAUUUAACAUGAUUCUCUGUUUAUUCUGUCGCACGCUAUUUUUAGAUUUGAGUUUUUGUUUUACAGCCAGUCGACACAAAAUCUUUAUUUUUCAUCAUGUAUACACCAUUUUUCAUAAUGAAUACAUCUUCAUUUUCAGAGGCAUGGUAGCCAUCCCCAGCGCUAAUGUUAUCUUAAACCAAUCAUUUACAGUUGUUUUUCCUUGUUGCUUAAAACCUAUCAAAAUAGUGUGCGUUCGAAAGACUAAUCUGCGUCCGUUUCAGUAUACUAGUAUUGGACCCUGUGAUUCCAAAUUGGCCCAUGACAAUAUGUUUAUGAAACAUUAUUUAUUACGAGCAGAAAUCAUGUUUAUAUGUGUAAAGCUUCCGUUCAAUGGAUCAGUGUGUAUUUGUUUAUUAUGUGGAUUUAUAUUGUAUCAAACUUUAAGAAAUAUUAGUGAAUAUGAAAUUAAGUUGAAAUACACCGAUACUUUAAUGAGAUCAAAGUAUUUCUUUACUUUUUUCGAAAUGUACGAAAAUCUGAAUAUCAGAUCUCAGCCAACAAAGUCAGUGAAUAAGUCGUCAUCUCGAGCGUCAGAUUUUGUAUUUGAAAAUACAGUAUAUACGAGUUUUCGAUAUUCAUUUUAUGAGGAAAAAGACGUUAUGACAAGCUUUUGACUUCCUAUUUCGGGGUGACAACUCUUACUUAUGAGUUUCUAAAACUCAUCUGUACGAGAAUCGAUUUCGGAGUCACAAGUUUAAAACUUGUAAUAACAUUUUCUUUUCUCAUACAAAUGAGUUUUUAAAACUUGUGAAGGCGACCCUAAAAUACAAUUUCUGGCCGCAAAUUGACGACCUACGUGUGUUACAUAAUGUUAAGAGCUACCACAAACUAGUUUAUUUGUAACUGGAAUGUCCAACUGUUUAUCAGUUGAGACUUUUAAUAUUUAGACCCCGUAGAUGGGAAUAUUAUUACAUGUGUUGUUUUUCUUGUAAAUAUUAGCUAGUUGUAGUCCAGUGUUAUUGUAGAUUCGUUUGGCAGCUAAGAUAUUUAUUUAAACGUAAUGAACUCGUUUUGACAGUCCGCAAUUUCCGUGCAAUUUACAUGUUUUAGAUUAGUAUUUCGGCAUUUUUCGUUCGUUGAUUUGGAUCAACUAAAAAAAUGGGUUUCUGUGGCAGCCGGACUUUGCCGAAACCGCACGAGGAGAGUACGUAAUUAAGCGGAAAUUGCCGAUUGCCAAGACGGGUCUGCUUCGUUUUAGUGUCGAUACACAACACUAGUAAUAACAGUGCAAAUAAUUUAGCCGUACCUUAUUUAAUUUAUAAACCCAUUCUAUUGUUAGACACAGAUCAUGCUAUACAAAAUUUGUGUAGUAAAAUAUCUUGAUCUAUAACAUUCCUCCGUCUUUAUCCAAAAUGCCUUCUUCAGCGAAGAGAUUUUCACUUGUUCUGUCAAAAACACAUCCAUUACUAUUUUAUACGAAACCAGCGAACUUAAAGAACUUUCAUCUGACGAAUUUUUCUAAACAUAUCUAAAGGUUGUUUAAGGGUUUUGAUUAGUUUCAAUAAUUUAAAAUAUUGUUCUCAAAUAUCCAACAAAAUAUUAUUUCCUGUUAGAGUUUUAUAUAUGUUUUUUUUUUGUAUAAAAUUGUGUGGGACCUUAAUGUUUGUUAUAGAAGUCCAAUAAUAACCAAAUUCUCAUCAUAAGAAUCUCGACAUUUAUUUUACUAAGAAUCUCGUGAUUCCCGUGCUUAUUCUCCAGCUCGUGAUUCCCGUGCUUAUUCCCCAGCUCGUGAUUCUCGUGCUUAUUCCCCAGCUGAUGUGCUACUGUCAUUGUUCAUUCAUGUUCUGUGUAUUGACCUGGUAUUCCAGUCUACAAAAAAAUGCAAACUGAUGAACAAGGUGUUAGAUUUACUUAAAUAUUACAUUAUUUUAUGGGGUUUGUAUAUAAAUCAUUAAAUGAGCGUGUUUUAGAGCAUAUGAUUUGUCCACAUUAGACUCAUUAUAAAUAACAUCUGUACUCUUACGUUUAUAUGCGGUGUGUUAAAUGUGCUUUUAGUAUAUAUUUUUUAUUUCUCUCAGCGUGUGCUUUAACAUAUAUUCUUAGUUUAUAUUUUUAUUUCUCUAGUGUGUGCUCUAUCAUAUAUUCAACCUUUGUAUAUUAACGGAAUGCCAGCUUUAUUUCAGUAUUUUGUUUAAUACAAAGGUUUUCUUAUUUUAUCAUUCAAGUGCUUAUCAGUUUUUACCCUUUUAUGUUAAGUUUACGUCUAUUUUAAGACUUGUAUAAAUUUAUAAUAAUAUGGAAUUUAAACUGUUUAGUAAUUUAUGCUAACAUUUGAAUUGAUUUUUUUCUAUCAAACUUGCAUUAAUGAAGAUGUCACAGUGCAAUUCUACAUGUUUUAACACAGACGUUUUGCACUGGAUAUUUCCCCCCACACCACCACGAUCCCAACCCCGGUGGGUCUAUUUAUUUUGUCUGCUAUUUCAAGGUUUUAAGGGAUUUUUACAGGAUUUUUUUGUUUUGUUCUACUAAUUUUACAUUAUAUUUUUACCUUAAGUUUGAACAUUCAUUGAUGCUUGUUUUGAAUAUAGACUCAUUCAAUACUUAUUUUUUUACAUGACAUAAGAAAUAUAUUUCAAAGUUUUUUUUCUCAAGUUUUGACUUAAACCCAGCAAGCCGGUGUUGAACUAACUAUUAAACGGCGAUUUAUAUGAGGAGUCAUGUAAUAGAAAACAUACUAUUGUUGCUGUAUCUACUUUUCACAGUUGAAUAGCGCUAAAGGGACAUAGGAUACAUGAUGUUUUUGUCAGAUUCUUAAUUUAUUGUUUGGAGCCUUCAUGGUCGGGUGGUAUAGAUUCCUUACUUCAGAUAAUCCACUCACGCUUGACAAAAUGCCAGGAGAGGUACCUGGGGUCUGCCUCCACCAUCAGACCUUACUAAGUUGAAAGAUGUCUUUAUCUUUUAACACAUCAGUUUAAAGAAAACGGCUGUUUGUAUAUAUUUUUCUCCGUGUGUAUUGUUCUACGUAUGUGAAGGUCAAAUUAAUGUGUAAAAUGUUGUUGUUUAUUUGCAUUUAAAUAGAUUAGCUAGUCAGUAGCUUCUGAUACCUCAAGUACAUCAUUGUUAGAUUUAUAUGUAAAACAAUGCCACAAAACAUAGUAAUUGUUGUUAUUUAUUUUCAAGGAAUUUGAGAAGAAAUCUUUCUGUUUGAUUUUAGAGGUGAAGUAGACAUGAUUGUUGGAAGAUUUAUUUUCAUGUGAUCAAAGCAGUGCUUGAAGACAACUCGCAUGUUUACAGAGCAUUGGAGAAAGUCCCUGUAUUAUUGAUAGGUGUCUUCCAUGUUGAUUUUUAUUGUUCUAAUAAAAAUUCAAAAAUAAUAGCCUUGCCAAGUUUGAACAAAAUUUUAAUUAACGAAUCUCACUACUUUUGUCUGAGCGAAAGACAGAAAUGCCACUUUUUGUAUGAUAUGACAGAAUCUCUCGUACUUUAUACUGAUAAUGAUUAAUAACCCCAUUAAUGCAAAAAGGUACGAAGUGCUGAUUGUUAAAGAAGGUUUAUGUUACCGUUUUGCAUUAAUAGGGCAGUUAUGGACCUUGUGUAGAAUUUUUAAUUUUUCAGUUGUUAUUGUUUAAACUUAUAAUGUUUUUGCAUAGGUUUCACUGAUUUUUAUCACAUGAUUAAAUGAUUUGUAGAACUUAGUUUGUUUUUAAAUUGUGUUUCAAUAACAUAUUUAUGUCUUGUGAAAUAAUUGUUGUGAAUUUUGGAUUAAUAUGAAUAAAUCUAGAAUCUCAUCGAUACAUGUCUAAGGGUGCUGGAAUCUCAUUGAUUGAUUUUAAACAAAAUGAACUUUUGUUAAAUUUGAAGCAUGUCCUAUUAAUCAAACCCAGUGGAUAUUAUUUGAAUCAGGCCAUUGUAAGAAGGGCCUCAAUAUUAUUUAGUGUAAUCAAUGUUUUGUAGAAAUGUCGACUGAAAACAAUGCUCCGACGUCUCAAAGCAAGAACAAAUAUUGAAUGAUAAUCAUAGUUAUGUGUCAUACCAAAUCAUGAUACUCCUUUCAUGAUGUAAUCUUAUUAUUUUAUACUGAAAAAAAGCACUGUGUGUAAUUCGUAGUUGUGCUCAGAUUAAACUAAGCAGUGCGAUAGUUAUCCCAGUAGUAUUUAGUAUAGGCAAUAUAUUAUUGCAGAAUUGUUAACGGUUUAACUGAAAAGCUUUGUUGAAAGAAUCUCGAUACUAAUCUUAAUGCUCUUAAUUUUAAACUAGGAAGAUUGGUGUUUAUCUUAAUUUAUGCUUUUCAAAAGCAUUGCGGGAUGAUACAUUGUAUCUAUCUAAAUGCUCGUAACUUAAGUCUGAAAUAAUGUUGAAAAAAUCUCAGUAUUUAUCUCGUUGCUCCGAAUUUUACACGAAAACAUUGUUGGAAGAAUCUCUGUAAAUUACUUCAUGCUCCUAAUUUCUAUUACCUUAAUGCUCUUUAUUUUAAACUAAACCAUUGGUUUAUUACCUUAAUGUUCUAUAGCAUUGUUGAAUGAAUCUCGGUUUGUACCUUAAUGCUCCUAAUUUUAAACUAAAGCAUUGCUGAUUACCUUAAUGCCCCUAAUUUUAAACUAAAGCAUUGUUGAUUACCUUAAUGCCCCUAAUUUUAAACUAAAGCAUUGUUGAUUACCUUAAUGCCCCUUAUUUUAAACUAAAGCAUUGUUGAUUACCUUAAUGCCCCUAAUUCUAAACUAAAGCAUUGUUGAUUACCUUAAUGCCCCUAAUUCUAAGCUAAAGCAUUGUUGAUUACCUUAAUGCCCCUAAUUCUAAACUAAAGCAUUGUUGAUUACCUUAAUGCCCCUAAUUUUAAACUAAAGCAUUGUUGAUUACCUUAAUGUUCUGUAGCAUUGUUGAACGAAUUUCGGCAUUUACCUUAAUGCUCCUAAUUAUGUCUCCCACACCACUCAAUGUGUCUGUGUGUCCGUCCGUCUGUCAUAAAUCGUGUCCGCGCUCUAGGUCGAACAUUUCUCAUCCGUUCUUCACCAAACUUUAACAAAAUAUGUUUGCCAAUAUGUCCUCGGCCAAGUUCGAUAACUAGCCAAAUCGGCACUGGCACUUCGGAAUUAUGGCCCUUGAAUUACCGAAAAUCGCUCAGGUCUUGGUGCAUAAAUGACUCAUAUACUACUAUCCAGGUGAUUAGGCAGUUGUGGGAGACAUGCGUUUUUCUCAAAAGCAGCUCUAGGUUUAAACUAAAUCAUUGGUUGAUUACCUUAACGAAUGCUUUAUAGCAUUGUUGAAUGAAUCUUGGCUUUUACCUUAAUGCUCCUGUUUUAAACUAAAUCAUUGCUUGAUUAAACACUGGAUUCAUCUUAUUUCAGCUAAUUUUUUAAACUUUCCAUGACAGAUGUGUACGAUCUUUAUAUAUACUUUAAUAUAUCUACAAGACAAUUUUAUUAGAAAUCUUGCUCUACGAAUUUUUACAAUUAUAUAGAAUACUAAUAAGCGUUCCAUGAUAUUUUUUCAGUGUUUCUGUAUUUACUAUCUUCUUUCACAUAAUUUAUCCAGGAAACAUCUGUCAGUGUAAAUUCGUACCACAGUUAAUGAUAAUACGUAGCUGAUGUGGUACACGAGGGUACCUUAUUUGGUUGGUAAGGGAUUUGAAAUAUAACCGAAUGUCUACAAUAUUCUGUCUGAUAUGUAACAUGCUCGCUUAAUGAAGACUUGGGUAAGAGGAAAGCGUAUCUAUUCGUUAUCGACAACAUAGCGUAAACUUCUACCAUUCAUGUGAACAAUUGCAGAGCGGGUGCGGUUUUGAAAUACUCGAUAUUGCUUUGCCUCUUUACUGUGGAAUAGGGGUGGUGUAUACAUUUGAUCUACAACACCAUUCUGUUACGCAGCUUUUAUUCAAUAGCAGGGUUGAUCUGUAUAUUUAGGGAACGGGUUCUCUAGUUUGCCUAUUUCUUGUGUAAAGCUCAUGACAUAUUUGUAGACAGUACAAAAUGAAUUUCAAACAUUUUAUUUAAUAUCACAUUAUUCACAUGUUAGCCUUGCUUUAUUCCACAGUGAUUUUCAUCUAGCAAAAUUACAAAACUCAAACAAGUUGGAAUUAAUCAUCAUCUAUGGGAAUGAACUCGUGAUUUAAGUACAGUAAAAGCCUGUAUAUAAAGACCAUCCUCGGGAGAGCGAGCCAAAAUGUGGUUUUUAUUGGGAGGUGAUCUUUAUUCACAGGUUAAAAUACACUUUGAAUGUUAAAAUAGGAUACUAAACAUGUGGUCUUUAAAGCCAGUUGGUCUCUGUUCAGAAGUGUUCUUUAACACAGGUUUGACUGUAUACAUGAAAGACCUUUUUGUUAAAGUGUUGUUAUCUGUUUAUUAUAGUGGAAGACUUUGUUAAGCAUAUCUGUGUACCACAAACCUAAAAUGAUUGAUAAAAAUAAAAAUAUUUAUGUUUUUACAUUUUGGCAGGAAGGUUUUGUCCUUUAAUUUGUUUUGUCAAAAUGGGCAUUUCUGUAUGUGAUACUUUAAUUUUAUAGCUGACCAUGACCUAUGUAUUCGCGAAAUAUGAAAUUUAAAGCAUAGCCUGUUUUCUAAUAAUCUAUUGAUUUAAAUUCUAUUUGUACAUUUGAAAUUAAUAAUUGCAUCUAAUAUUAAUAUUUUUACACGUUUUAGAACGAAUUUUUUAAAAACGGUUGUUUUAAUGUUACAAAUUAUUUGUAUACCAUUUCCAUUUACGCUCAUUCUAUCGCUGUUUUUUGUUGCUUUAUUUAGCUCUUAGUAUAAUAUUUAGUUGUCGUUUUUAUAAGUAUUGUAUAUCGUUAUGGUUAUUUGUUAUUCAGUUGUUAUAGCGCAGAUUUUGUCUUUCAUUUGACGAUAAAUUAUGACAAUUACGACAAUGUUUUAAAAAUAAUAUAAAGUAAAACCUUUUGGAAGAUAGUACACAAAUAAGCAAAAUAAUUUCAGACCAGUUUUUUGAUUGAUUCUGUUCAUGAGAAGAAACGAAUACCGCUCACGCCCUCUCUAUUGCUUGCUUAAAAAGGGGAAAAAAUCUUGAGCUGUUCGUUCGAAAUUCGUUGUAAAUUCUGAACUAUUCAUUCGAAAUGCUUAAAGGCACUGAUCUUCAGAUUUUGGCUGAAAAAUUAUCUUUCUUUAAAAUUGAAGUUAUGGAUAUUAGAACUUGAGUUUUGUUCAUAACUAUCUUUAAAAUGCCAAAUCAUAGAAACAAACUGGCCUCCUCGGCAGUUCCCGCAUUCUAAACCAGUACACCACGGAGGAAGACACGUACGUACCUAAUAAACGUUAAAUAUUAAGAUUUAUAACUGUCAGUAACUAAGUUUCAAAGCCUUCUUAGGAAAUACAGCAAUAAUUUCAUCCUGCUGUCUCUGUUGUCGGACGAUCUAGAAGUCAGUGCCUUUAAGUAUUCGUUCGAAAUUUUUUAAGUUUUUGUUCGAAAUGCUUACGUAUUUGUUCGCAAUGAGAGUAGAAUAAAAUUUUCAGUUGAUAAGACGCAUUGUAAGGCAUAUGUAGUCAUAAUAAUUGCAGUUAAUACUACUUAAGAUGUUACGAAGUGAUAGAGUGAACUGUUGGUGGGUAGUACUUGGGUUCUUUACAAAGUUUACUUAAGGAAUGCUGUUAAUAUACAAAAUUUAUUGGACAUAUUAAUUGCCUAAACAAAUGGUUCCAUUGUUGUUGAAGUUUAAAACACUCAUCAGUUUCGUGACAGGCUUUUGUAUAGUAUUUCUGUUUACUUCCAUAAAUUAGAUAUGGCUGGCCCUUUCAGUAGGAGUGACAGUAUCUCUUUGAUCUCUAAGUGUCUUUUUUAAAUAUUCAAAUUUAACUUUUUGCCUUCUUUCAGCGAAAUUACUUGUGUUUCCACACAAUUGAAGUUUUUAGUGUAACUGAAACGUGUCAUCUUGAUCAAACUUAAAUGGCUAAGAAUGCCUUCAAUUCAGGUUUUCCAGUUAAAGCUUUUGGUCAUUGUUUUUGAAGAAAUUUAAAAGAAAUGUGUAUUAAAAGCCCUGCACGACGGAUGUGAGUAUAAAUAUUGCGAUGUUUUGUGAUUGAAAUGUUUGUUGCUUUUCAUUUAGUGAACUUCGACCCAAUUAUUUGUUCUUUAGACAUAGAGUAGCAUACAUGAUUUAGUGUGGUGUAUUAUACUAGAUAUGUUUUACCUGUUUGAUCCACACAAUCCUUAACAGGACCCAGAUAUACAUUAAUCUAGAGGUCACUGGGACGGUAGGUAGGUAUGUUAAUCUUUUAACAUAUCUUGAGUAAUAUCUAUUUUAUGACCAAAAUUUGUUUUUCCAUUCUAAAACACCAGGUAAAGUUUAAAAAAAGACAAAUUCAAAAAUAGAAAUAAAACAUUUUGAUAAGUAAUUUAACUAAAAGUUUGCACGCGAAUUUUGAUAUACGGCUAACGAAGAUAUACUGAAAAGUUUAUAAUAAGCCACUCACAUUUAAGGUCAGAAUGGAUUUUUUUUAAUUUGUUGUGUCAAAUAUGGCUGGAAAGUUACGAUGGAAAAAACUUCCUCUAAAUCGUUGUUUUGACUAAGCUUUUUUGCAAAUUUUAAAAAGUCCUAGUUUUGUAGAAUGGUGUGUAAUAUCUGUGGUAUUGUCUUACAUUUAAAAAGAAAUCGUACGAAAAAGGUGGACCGAGCAGUAUAGUUUGUUUGUGGUAGUGUUAACGUUGCGUGUUAUGAAUAAUAUUGCGUUACUUUCCAGAAAUAUGUUUUUGAAUUUGCAAUGCUUGUAUUAUUGUGGUAAAUAAAUAUUAAUAGAUGGUAUAA
Molecule: messenger RNA, 10774 nt
Organism: Mercenaria mercenaria
Lineage: Eukaryota; Metazoa; Mollusca; Bivalvia; Venerida; Veneridae
Product: solute carrier family 2, facilitated glucose transporter member 5-like
Exons: 13
Coding region: 113-1888 (591 amino acids)
Biological process (GO): monosaccharide transmembrane transport
Cellular component (GO): membrane
Molecular function (GO): hexose transmembrane transporter activity
Source: RefSeq, a predicted model, not a curated record